AUGAACAAUAAUGAGAAAUUCGACCAGCGGUGGGAGUUCAGGCGGAAAGAGGUCGAUGCCGACACCUCGAGUGAUGACAGCCAACCAAAUGCUAGUGGGCCCCAGGCUGUGAAGCGGUCCAAUAUAGUUGCUGGCCUCGUUUUGCUCGAAAAUGAUGAAGCAAGUGACAGACCGAGUUUAGUCACCGACGAAAAGAAAACCAAAUCAAGCAAGAAGGUGAAAGGCAAGAAUAAUGCCGUUCUAAAGAAAUCAAACAGCGGGCCAAUCAGGAAAAAUAAGCGGAACAAAAAUCUCGAGGACGAGCAUGUGGCCAUGUUUGAAGACCUCAAGGCCUUUGCCGAUUCUUUAAUGCAAGAACUCACGGGCGACCGGGAGAAUAUGGUUACGCAGUUGAAGGACGAGAUGAAAAAGCUGGCAGCCAUUGUGUCAAAAAAGCCGGUUAGGAAGAAGACUGCGAGAUGUUCCCAGAAGAAUCAAGUGAAACCCAAAAAUUGUACGGUUAUUAGAAACACGAAAGGCAAAGUGGGGUCUGAUGAACGUAAAUCGACAAAACCAUCAUCCGAGCCCGUGGAGAAAAACGAGGAAGUUUUACAACUGACCAAAAAUGAUGGGCUAAGCAAAGGUGACAAUGGAUUGACUGUGCCGCCAGCUGUCAUCCCAAAACCGCAGCUUCAAAAUCCGAGAACCCAUUUGCCUUUGGGCGAUCACAAAUUUUAUCGGCAAUAUGCAGGAUUUCGUCCGGUAGAACAACAGCUCAGGAGCUUUUCCAGCAUUUCGAAUUCAAGCGGAAGCGUGGGUUUGAUUGGACAAAACUACCCCCGAGCGCCUGGCAUUCCUUUCCCCGUCCCACUUGGUCAUCUUGGGUCGGACAAAGGGUCCAAUGUUUCGAGCUUGACUUACUGUGAUAUCCCGUUGGCGGAUAAGGUCCACGAUGCGAGCCCGAGGUUGAACGGCAUUAAUAAUGUGAAUUUUAGGCAGGGGAAUCAAAUGUUAUCGCGGCAAUAUUUUCCUUAUAAUAUGCCUGUGGUGAGGCCACAGGAAAUGAAGGAUGGCCAAUUUUGCUUGGCUGGUUUGAGAAAUCAACAGUGA
Striga hermonthica is the source of this 1089-nucleotide messenger RNA. The record is from the annotation of a GenBank genome assembly. Lineage: Eukaryota; Viridiplantae; Streptophyta; Magnoliopsida; Lamiales; Orobanchaceae.